AUGUUGUAUGCAAAAUUAUAAUCAUAUGUAGGAGAGGAAUUCCUAAUAAAGACACUUCCAGCUAGUCUCUCUAAUUUUCCAUCAACAAGAGGAAUUAGAGUGAUGAAAUGUCCAAAUAAUCCAUUGAUAAUUGGAGAGUUGAAACUUUCAGAAGAGCUUUAUCAAUUUUCAAUAAUCCCUUAUACAGAGUUAUAAAUUGAAAAUUAGGUUGUCACAAAAGAAACUAUUUUGAAUAAUUUUAGCAGAAUAUACAUACCAUGUAAAGAAUGUCGAAUCAAACAUUAUUAUACUUUUAUUCUUCCAUUAAGAGAGCCCUUAAAAUAUGAAGCAUAAAGGGCAGCUUAAACAUAAUUUAAUAGAGUUCAUGAUAAGGUGUUAUAUGCAAAAUGGACUUAAGAAGAUAAGGAGAUGCUAAAGAAAUUGAUUCUAUAAUUUGGAUAUGGGAGAUGGAACAAAUUAUAACAAUUAAAGUUUGCAAACAGGACUAAAUAAGAAAUAAAAGCAUUUGCAAAUUCACUUUUAAGAUCAAUAGUUGAAUUAUUGGUAAAUUAUGAUUUAGGUGCAGGAAUAGUUAAUUUAAUCGAAGAAAAUCCAGAUGAUCCUUAUAUUGAAACAAAUCAAAGUAUUAAUAAUUUUAAUAUAAUAUUAUAGAGGAUUGGGAAUUGCAGAAUCUAAAAUAAAAGUUAAUAUCUAUUAGUAAGAGAAUUUUGAUGUUGGCAAAAAUUAGAGAGUUUAUAAAAAAGUUUAAGGAACAUCAAUUAAAAAAUUUAGGAAUCAAAGAUAAAUCAUAAUGUAUAAAUAAAUACUAAUAAAUAGUAAAAUGGGAUUAUCUAUUGGGAUUUAUUCCAAGUAGUUCUUUUUAUUCAUAGAGACCAUCUAUAUGGUGGACAAGAAAACAUGAUAGUGAUCUAAUUAGGGGAGUAUAUCAAUAUGGAUAUACAAAUCAUUUAAUGAUAAAGGAAGCUAGUGAUUUAUGUUUUAAAGAUUUAUCUACAUGUAUACUAGAUUAUAAGAUUAAUUUUAGCUCAAAAUUAUUAAGAAUUUCCAUUUCCAGAAACAUUAAAUAAAAGAGUAAAGAAAUUAGUUUAAAUAAUAUAAAAAUUUGAUGGAUUUUAUGAUUUUGAUAAUUUGGCUUAGAGUGAUGAUGAAGAAGAGAAAUCAUGGUCUAUUGCUGAAAAGUAAGCUUUAUUUAAUUUAUUGUGUGAUUAUGGUGUACCUAUUGGUGUAGAUGGUAGAUAAAAUUGGUAAGAAUUAAAGGAUAAAUUGAUACUUAAGAUUAAUAAAUUUGAUAAGAAUUUGAAUCAAUUAGAAAAAAUGGUUUAAACAAUAAGAACUAGAUGUGAAUAAAUGUUAAUGAAACAUAAAGAGAGAGAAUUUUUAGAGAGUGAUUCAAGUGAACUUGAAAUUGAAUAACCUCCAUCUUCUAUUGGAGAAAUUAGAGAUGAAUAAGGAGAUGAAUUCUAGAUUUCAUAUUAAGACAGUUAAAAGUUUAGUAAAUAAACAAAUAUGUUACAUUUUAUUAGAAAGAAUAUACUACCAUAAAAUUAAGCAUUAUUUUAAUAACAUAUUUAAUAAGUAGAAAAAGAAUUAUUUAUUGAUAUUCCUGAAUAUGAUCCUAAAAUUCAUGAUAUUCAAAUUAUUAUUACACUAUCUUAAACUGGAUUUAAUGGACUUUAGCCUAUUACACUUAAUAAUAUCAAUAUUAUAAUGACAACUGAAUAAAUACUCAAUAGAAUUGAAUAAUUAUGUUCAUUUUUUAAGAAAAUUAGAGAUCAAACUAAUAUUAAAAGAAAACCAGAAUUAAAAGAUGAUUAAUAAAAAAAAAUAAAACCUAAUACUAAUGGAGGAGUAAAUGAAAUCUAAUUACCUUAUUAAGUUAGUACUAGUCUAAAAUUAGUAAGUCUUGGUAGAAUCAUUCCAAGUCCUGCAUAUCAUAGUGAACAUAAUCUAUUUCCAGUAGGAUAUAAAAGUAUUAGAACACAUGCAAGUAUGUUUACAAAAGGUAAAAGAUGUUAAUACACUUGUGAAAUCUUAGAAGGUAGUGAUGGUAAACCUUUAUUUAAAGUAACUAGUGAAGAAGAUGUUGAAAAUCCAAUAAUUAAAAAUAGCUGUACUGGUUGUUGGGUAUAAAUAUAAUUUUAUUUAUUAGGUUCAUAUUUAUAAUAAGAUUAAUGAAUUAUAGGAACAUAAAAAAUCUAAGGUUACAAUUAGUGGCACAGAUAGAUUUGGAUUAUUAGAGGCCAAUGUAUAAAGAUAUUUGGAGGAAUUAUAAAAUGCAGAAUUAUGUUCUAAAUAUAAGUUUAAAUAUAGAAAUGUUACAUAAGAUUUUUGA
Molecule: messenger RNA, 2332 nt
Organism: Paramecium pentaurelia
Lineage: Eukaryota; Ciliophora; Oligohymenophorea; Peniculida; Parameciidae
Source: the annotation of a GenBank genome assembly